Pseudophryne corroboree (corroboree frog) is the source of this 4791-nucleotide messenger RNA. RefSeq names its product zinc finger and BTB domain containing 42 (gene ZBTB42). Gene Ontology annotation, biological process: regulation of transcription by RNA polymerase II. Bases 311 to 1828 code for a protein of 505 amino acids. NCBI's taxonomy places the organism in Eukaryota, Metazoa, Chordata, Amphibia, Anura, Myobatrachidae. Gene Ontology annotation, cellular component: nucleus. The transcript has 2 exons. Gene Ontology annotation, molecular function: DNA-binding transcription factor activity, RNA polymerase II-specific; protein binding. The record is from RefSeq and is a predicted model, not a curated record.
CAGUGCCAGGCGCUGCGCACAGAGACCACCACCACCAGCAGCAGCAGCAACAACAGGGAGAGCCAGCCUGAGCCCAGAGCAAGGGGGGGUGGUGGGGGAGACAGCCCUGGAGCAUUGCAACUAUUGUGUGUGCAAAAAAAAAAAAAAAAAAAAUUAAUAAAAGAGGCUGGCUAUCGCGAGAGUGUCCUCUUACCAACCUGCUCCAACAACACAGCAACGCUGCUAGGCUGCCACUAACACAGCACAGCAGCAGCAGCCAGAGAGAGGGGAGGUGACACCAGCGUGAACAUCUGGGGGCAGCAGCUCCUCCAUGAAGCCGCAGGAUCCCCACAAACUCUGGGCUUUAAACCACGCACCAGCCCCUGGGACCCCCAAACCCUCCUGUUAUGAAGGAAGAAUGGAGUUUCCAGACCAUAGCCGCCAGUUGCUGCAAUGUCUGAGUCAGCAGCGUCACCAGGGUUUCCUGUGUGACUGUACUGUUUUAGUUGGAGAAGCUCAGUUUCAGGCUCACAGAGCUGUAUUGGCGUCUUGCAGCAUGUACUUCCAUCUUUUCUACAGGGACCAGCUAGACAAAAGGGACAUUGUGCAUCUGAACAGUGACAUCGUCACGGCCCCAGCGUUCAGCCUGCUGCUUCAAUUCAUGUACGAGGGGAAGCUGGAAUUCAACAACCUCCCAGUAGAAGAUGUGCUGGCUGCUGCAAGCUAUCUCCACAUGUAUGACAUUGUAAAAGUCUGCAAGGGCAAGCUUAAAGAUAAAGAACUGAAUUCUGGGGGAAAAAACGGCGAUGACGAGUCGGACCUGGAAAAAGAGGACGGGUUCUUGCCUACCGAUGGUCAUCAAGGGCAUGUCUUCAGCGCAGAACUGAAAGACAAGAUCUCCGCUCCAGAAUGUGAGAAGCUUAUUUGGAGAGAGAAGGUCUGCGGGCUUGCUGGCUGGACCCCUGAGCUGAAAGGUGUCAAUUCGGUGUCUACUGAGGCUGUAUCAUGUAAGACAGCAGCUGGAAAAACAAAGGCCAGUGUCAAUAGUUCUUCAUGCCCUUUGUCCCAGCGAUCUGCUAACCAUGCACAGCCUCUAAGUGAUGGCGAUUGUGCUCUGGAUUUGUCUUUCAAGCCAAUGUCUGGGAGAGAUUCCUUACACCCCUCCUACAUCUUUGGACAGCUGGCUUCCGACAGCCAGCAGCAGGGCACUCUGCCACUUGUUAAGGAUGAACAAGAGUUGCUGUCAGAAAAGGAGGACAGUGUAGCAAAGAGUCCAAAGAGUCAACAUGUUGGGAAUUCAGCCAAAAGCCUAAUGACAGGGUUAGGACACAUGUUUGCAGGAAAUGGAAAUUCUCACGUUAGGGAAGAUGACUUGUAUCACGAUAGAGACGAGAGUGAAGAUGACAUGGAUUCGUCAGAUAUUUCCACAUCAAGUGUCCUUGUUUCCCCAGGACAAAUUUGCAUAUGUCCUCUAUGUAGUAAAGUUUUCCCAAGUCCGCAUGUCCUGCAGCUUCAUCUCAGCUCUCAUUUCCGGGACAGAGACGGUUCCCGGAUCAAGAUGUCCCCGGACGGCUCUGUUCCAACUUGUACGAUAUGCGGGAAAACCUUCUCGUGUAUGUACACGUUAAAAAGACACGAACGCACGCAUUCUGGCGAAAAACCGUACACCUGUGGCCAGUGCGGAAAAAGUUUCCAAUAUUCCCACAAUCUCAGCCGCCACGCAGUGGUUCACACCAGGGAAAAGCCACAUGCGUGCAAAUGGUGUGAGAGACGUUUCACCCAGUCGGGAGACUUGUACAGACACAUUCGAAAGUUUCAUUGUGGUUUAGUAAAGUCACUGGUUGUUUAGUAACAAAUGGUGAUCAUUUUGAUAGUUGGACGCAGUGGAGCUCUGUACAAAACUCAAUGAUGGCACUUUUCCCACACAUCAUGUUGCAGGAGUGUAUCUACCCCUUGUUUCUCCCUUCUCUACAGUUAAAUCAGAUAUUCUUUUCAAAUAUAUAUUUGUAGCAUAGCUUGUUGUGGCAGUGUACUGCACAUGGAAAGAGGGAGGGGAUCAGAGUACGUUAAAUGUGAAAAAACAUGAUCUCCUUAAUUGGUCUACUGACUAGCUUCUCUACAACCUCCCUGCAACUUUCCUGUUUAUCCUUUUUUUUUUUUUUUUUAUCCUCCAAGUAUUAAAUAUUCUAAAUAUUUAAUAUACAGUAUAUGCAAAUCAGAACGGAAAAUGUGUAGCCUGCUACCGAAUGCUGGUUAGGUUAGACUUAAUAGCCUAUAAGAUGCAAAUAAUUAAACAAACCCUUAUGCACUCGUUCCUAAAGCUACCUAUUUAAUGUCUAAAUCUGUGAGAGUUAUUUAUGAAUGGGUGCAAUAUUGCCAUACCCACUGGCUCAUUGCAAAUAUAAGAAGUAACUCCUUGCACCCUUUUCAUCAUCAAUAUAGAGUUUUACUGCGCUAAUGUAUUCGUCCUUGCAUGAUUUCCAAAGUUGUAUAUCAACAUUUCAUCCAACAGUAUUCAGAGCGCGGUAGGAAAUUUCCUGUGCUGAUGACCUAGGAAGGGAAAGUGUAGAAUCCACUAAAUUAAGGUAUUGAACAUUUAACUAAAUGUUCUCUUGCCACAAGUAUUGACUAUUGUUCUGUUAAUGAAAGUUUUGGUGUUACAAUCGUAGUUCCUACCAAAAAAAGUGCUGCUCAUUUGGCAAGGCAUAAGUGUUUUUUAUUUUUUAAGGUGGAGCAAUUUAGUUUGGCUCAAUUUAAUUACUUAAUACCCAGAGUACCUAUUUUUUUCCACCUCGUCAAUUCAAAUAAAUGAAGUGUUUAGUAUUAUUUUGAUACUAAGUUAUGAAAUCAAAUAUAAAAUCCCCUUGAUGCCAAGACAGAACUUUUCACACUGUGCACAUCAAGUCCCAUUAUUGCAAGAUAACUGUUAUAUUUUGCAAUCCGCUGUCAAUGUUUAACUGAUCUGUUAUGACAAACGUCUUAAAUAUUCCUGGACUGAGUCGAGCUAUUGUAUUCUAAGAGCUCCACAUCCGGUCUCUGUUCUACUCCCAAGAAACCUCAGAAAAGUCUUAAAAUAUGCAAUUAAAAUGACCUUAAUGUAAUUAUAGCACAGUGUAGCAACCUAUAGCAACCAAUAAUUUAUCACGUUUCAUCUGUUUAUCCAACAUAGAAUAAAAAGAGCAUAUUUGGCUGGUGGCUUUCAGUCACAGCACAUCUGUGGCAAUAGCACUGUUUUUAAAUAGGUCUUUAAUAAGAUGGUUUCCAAUUUACAAUUCUACAGGAAGUGGAGAAGGAACAGAAGUCGGAAAAGCUACACUACUUGUUUUUAUACACUAAAUGUCAAAGGUGCUUUUAAUGUGAAGUGCCAAAAGUUUGCAUGUAGUCCAGUUAGUAAGCCCUCUUUUGGCAUUUAAAAGAUUAAGGCAUUUAUAUGACGCAGUACACAUAAUUCUACAAGCAGACACAAACGACCUUCACUGCAAAUCUUGACUCUUGAACCUUCGUGUAAAGUGAAAAAUAUAUAUAUUGGCACAGUCUAAUCUCUUUACCACUUUGAACUUUUUAUUUUAUUUUAUUUUUUUAAUUCUCCUUCUACUGCUGUUACACUCUCAUUGAAGGAAUGAUAAACAUUUGUUUUUUUCUGUCUGUUAAUUUGUAAUAUGUGUGAACAUCAUUGUUUGGUAGUACGCACCAAGGUACAAUAGUUUUGUUUACUGUUUAGUUAUAUUAUUUUUGCUGUGAUUGGAAAUAGCACUGACAAAACUACUAAAAUUAAGUUAUUUUUUUCCUGAUGGUACUUGAUAUAGUAUUUAUUAGUUUUUAUUUGAAGUGAAAUGAUUUAUAAUUAGAGAAUUUUAUUUUAGCAUUGUGUUUUUUUCAACUCCUUUAAGUGAUCAUCCCCUAAAAAGGGAGAAAUUGCUGUAUGUUUUUGUUUUGUUUGUUUUUGUUUUUUUUCAUUUUUUUUCCUUCUUGUCAUUUUGAUUUUGUCUCUAAAAUAUUUAAUUUAUGUAAACUUUAAUAAAACAUGGUGAAGUAAUGUUAGACAACACUGUUAAACAACAGGGAGAGUUUACAUCCACUCAGCCUUAUGAUCAUGGACUGAACUACAAUAAUUUGAGUAUGGUAGAAAUAUCAUUGUUCGUGCAAUGUCCAGAUACCUUGUUGUGUGUUUUUUUUUUCUGUUUGUUUGAAAGCAAUGACAUUUGCACUUAUUUUUGUUCAAGUCAAUAACACUGCUAUCGUGGUCUAAACACACACACACAAAAAAAAUAAUUUGCAUAUUUUAUAAAGUGUUUUUUUUUUAUUUUUUUUUAUUUGUACACAUUGCACAUUUGCAGUUUUGGGUAUAAAAAUCUGUAAUUAUUUUUUUUUUAUCUGUACCUGUAGAGCUGCUGUUGGGUUUUAACACUGGAUGUGAAAUGUAUUCACACCAAUGCUGUGAAAUCACUGAAAAUUAUUAGUUCCUAGUUCUUGAGGUGGCAAAACUAUAUGUAAGGAAGAAAACAAACAAAAAAAUUCAGUAAUUAUUUCUGUAUAAAGUUUUAUACUAUAUAAUAUCUAGACAGACCUGUUGGCUUGGAAUAUAUUUUAUAAGAAAAGUAUUUUGCUGUUCUACAGAAAAAAAAUGUUUUUUGUUUUUUUUUUCUUUGUUUUCUUUUGUAAUUCUUUAUUUUUUUUUAUUUUUAGUUUGUGUGGUGUUUUAAUUUUGUACAACUUUCAGUGUGUGUAAAACUGACAAUCGUGGAUAGGAUUGAUGUCUUUUAUAAAUUUAUUUUAUUUUAUGUCAAAAAUAAAGACUAAAUCUGUUAGAAA